GUCAUGAGCUGUGGUGACGAUGUGGUUCUUCCUUCUCCUCUACGUGGCUCACAUUGUGCCGGCAAUCUCACAAGAUGAUGAAAAAAUCAAGGUGAUUCUAAAGGGAGAAGACCCGUGUGAAGGCCAUGCUGAAGUCCUCUAUAAAGGUGAGUGGGGCUAUGUUGGCGACACGCACUGGGACAAGACAACUGAAGAAACGCUGUGCAGGAGCACUGACUGUGGGAAACCUAAGUCACACAACACAAUGCAGUACGUCUUCAGAGAAAUGGGGAAACCAGUCUGGCUCAACGAAGUAGUCUGCAAAGAGAACUCGAGUGAUCUGACGAAGUGUACCCAUCCAGGCUGGAACAGCAGCUAUUACUCAAAGGACUAUGUGAAAAAGCUCAGUUGUUCAAAGAAAAUCGAGAUCGGCUUCUUUCAGAGUCCAUUCCGCUGUGCAGGAGCUGUGAUGUACAAUGACACCUCUGAUGGGGAACAAGGUUAUUUCUGUGGCAGCCUGGAAUUAACUGAUGUCAAUCAGUUGUGUAAAAACCUCAACUGUGGUGAAUCCAAAGAGGUUCUUAAGGAUGAAUGGAUGAUUUUGAAAGACAGACAAAACCUGAAAAUGAGGUCCAUCAACUGUUUAGGGAUCCAGAAUGUAAGCAAUCUGUGGCAAUGCGUCUCUUCUAAAACGUCAUGCACAAAUCCAGUGUCUGUCAUAUGCAAAGGUCAUAAGAGACCGCAGGUCAGAGGAGAGACGAAAAAUGGCUGUGGGCGGCUGAAAAUAGAAAAAGACGACAAAUGGAUUCCUGAUAAAAACUCAGCGAAUGAUCUGUGCAAGCAAAUACACUGUGGUGAAGAAGGCAGCUAUAAUAAGAGUACCACAGAGCUGACAUGCAAAAAAAACGUUGAAGUAGUUCUGAUGGACAAAAGAAAACCCAGCACAUGCUAUGGUGAGGUUUAUUUUAAGGUGGAUGAUGCACUCAAACGCGUGUGUGGCUCCAACUGGAACAAAAAGAAUGCUGAAGUGGUCUGCAAGGAGCUAAACUGUGGAGGGGUGGUUGCUCAUCUGUCUAACAAUAUUAAUGAAAAGGGGAUAAUGGACAACGUGAAGUGCUCGGGCAAAGAGUCCUCACUGUGGCACUGUAUGGCAAAGCGUAGCGACCACGAUGCCUUCUCAUGUUCUUCCAGCGCCUAUGUGAUCUGUAGAGGUAGCAUAGAUGUGAGACUGGCAGACGGUCCUGGAAAAUGCGCUGGGAGAGUUGAAUUGCUGUAUGAGGGCCAGUGGCAAGGGGUCACUACGCAAGAAUGGACAGACAAGAACGCAGAUGUCGUGUGCACACAUCUGAAAUGUGGAAAUCAAGCAAAAACUGCCGAGCCUGAAAAAUUCAGCCAGGGUUCAGGCGGUUCCCUCGAUCUAUCCUGCAAAUCAAGUGUCUCUGACUGUGAUAUCACUAAAAAUCUGAAUCGUGAACGUGGAGAGAAGGAAGCAGUGGGGAUAACCUGUGAGGAACAUAAGGUGGUGUUUCUGAAGGAAAAUGCUUGUUCUGGAACGGUGGGGAUAGAGCAUGCCGGCAAAACCUACUGGCUAUCCGGGUCGACGGACACAUGGAACCAAGAGUCUGCAAACAUCGUGUGUCAGCAGAUGCACUGUGGGAAAGCUGACAACUACUCCUUCAUCCCUAGUGCUGAUAUGAUGAAAGACGUUUGGCGUAAAUCUUACAACUGCUCAUCAGACUCCAAAUCUCUGUUUGAAUGUAAAAAUACGCAACUGCCAUCUGACUACAAUGAAACUGUUGCCUCUGUGAUGUGCUCAGGAGAAAUCUCAGUGAAACUGACCGAAGAGUGCUGGGGGUUCGUCACCAUUUGCACGGGAGGGGAAUGUGACGGUGUGUGUGAUGCUGCCUGGACAGACAAAAUGUCUCAGAUGCUGUGUGCAGAGACGAGCUGUGGGCAUGCGAUGACUAGUGUCAAACAGAAACAGGAACAAAGCAACGUGAUUUUCAAGAGCUUGCACAUGACGAACCACACGACCAACCUGGGCCAGUGCAACUUGGUGAAAAAAGAAAAAAACGAUGGAGUCUCCUGUAAAAAAGCCUAUGUUGUUUGCACAGGUAGUAUCAAGGCCAAGAUUAACGUUUCCAGCUCCAGAUCCAAAUGUUCUGGAAAUGUGGAGAUGAACUAUGAAGGCCAGUGGCUCCCAGUGUGCAAGGAUGCUCUACAAAAUGUUGAAACACAAAAGAUCAUCUGCAGGGAACUGAAUUGCGGUCAGCCUCUCAACGUAGUUGACUACUUUGGGCCGAGAGCAGCAGUGCCUCCUGUCAUUUCAAAAAUAGAGUGUCCUACAAAUGGCAACAUGUCAUCAUGUAGCAUCUCUCCUGGCACGUCCAGCUGCCCUCUUGGUCACCUCCAGUGCUCCAGCUGGGGUCACAUGGACCUGAAAUUCGGCAAUGCCUGUAGUGGAGCUGUGUUUGUUCACUCAGAGGGAAAAAAGAGCAGUAUCUCCCCUAACGGCUGGAGUGAAACUGCGGGCAAGCAGCUUUGCAAGGACCUGAAAUGUGGCGAGCUCAGGUUAAUUAAACCAAUUCAGUCUACAGCAGAGUCUACCUGGCAUCGAAACUUCAACUGUGAUGGUGUAGAGACGCCACAAAACAUAUGGGACUGUGAAAAUUCCUCACAGAACGAGACGGUCACCUCAGCUGAGCAGGUCUUUAUUGAAUGCCAAGGCGAGCCAAAAGUCACUCUCUCAGAGGACUGUUAUGGUGAAGUGAGGAUAAAUAACACCAGUGUGUGCCAUAGGAACUGGAAACCUGAGUAUUCAGACUUGGUUUGCCAGGAAAAAGGGUGUGGCAAUGUAGUGCCACAGAGCAGUAGCAGCAAACGUUCACCUAAAGAUGAGAGCUACCACGUCAGUUGUGAAGAAUACCAUUACAAGCUUGGCCAGUGCAACAGAUAUAAGGCAAAGUGUGAAGACGUGGUGUAUGUUUACUGUUCUGGUGCUGUCAAGUUCGACACCACAGAAACAUGUGGAGGUAAAAUACGAGUCAGAUACGGAGAUAGUAAGCUAUCUUAUCUUUACUUCGAUUCUCAAGAUUCCUCUAUGAAGCAGAAGCUCUGUGAAGCACUCAACUGUAACGGUCACAAUGCUAGCAUAAAAAAAACAAAAAACAAAGAAAAGGAGAUUACCAUGAAAGCACAGCUUAAUUGCACCAAAGACAACAUGGACAUUAGGCGCUGCGUCACUAUAAAUGAUCGGACGACCAAACCAUUUCAGAUCUACUGUAACGGGUAUAAGAGUAAUGUGACGCCUCCUGAAUCAGGACCGAACUACACAGUGGCCAUCAUCCUCGGAUUAGGCUUUCUUCUGAUAGUGAUGAUAUUGAUAAUUGUGUUUAUACGCAUCCGCAUGGUGAGGAAAUCCAAGAGGCCCAUGAACGUCUCAUCGAGAAUGUUGCCAGGAAAAGAAGUAGAGUCUGAAAGUGGCGAAUAUGAACCUGUCACAAACGAAAAUGAAAUGGACGUCUUCAGUAAUGGCAGGUUCAGAUCAGAGGCUGAAGUCAUCACGGAGAACGACGCAAAGAGUAUCUCUUACGAUGAUGUUGGCGAAGCGGCUGAGUCUCAGCCCCUCACCUCUCCGGCAGUCCCUGCUGGCACAUCAGGAGACAGCUUUUUCGGUGAUGAUGCCCUCAAUCAACACUCAGAUGGGGUGACCUACGAGGUGGAAGACCCACAGGAGAAUUACGACGACAUUGAAGCCAGCCCUGAAUUCAUUCAGACUAAAGCUGAAGUCCAUGACGUCCCCGAACCUGCGCCUGAAAGCGUCACCGUGGCAACUCCAGGGAUGGUGCAGGGGGAAGAGGACUACCUGGUGCCAGGCCAAGAUAGGUGAGACAAAAGUGGGUUUAAUAGAAUCUGGAUCACCCCAAAACCCAGCUCACUUUUACUCUGACAAAGAUGGAAAAACAUUGACCAUGGACAAACUGUAAAGAAUCUUUGUAUGCAUCAGACAGUGGUUAAAAUGAAUAAUGUAAAACACAUCACAAAUCAGACAAAAUUCAACAAUUUAUCAACAUUCAAAUGGAAGUUUCAGGAACUUCAUACUGCUGAUGCGUGUACCUUCCAAUGAGAUUAAGGUUGCUUUAUGUCUUAUUUUACAAGAGCGUAUAAGAAAUGUAUUUGUGUUUACUUUCAUGAAAUAAGCCGUACUAAAAAUGUUUAGAUGUACAUAUUUUUUUGGAUUCAUCAUACAUUUGUUUAAAAACAUAAAUCUGAUGUAUAUUUAGUAGUUAAGCUUCUAUGAUUUCCGCACAUUUCCGUUCAGACAGAUAUGUCCUAUAGCAUAACUCAGGUGAUAUUUACGUAUUAUUAUUUUUGAAGUUAAUAUACAGCUUUGUAAGAAUGUAUAACAUUGAGAUUUCACUGUCACAUUAAUGUUUUUUUAGUUUUUUUAAAUAAAUAGUUGCUGAGAGUUGGCUCAAUGCCACGCUCACAACUGUACGGUAGAUUUAAAUUUUCAGUCAGCAGCCAGUUAGCUUAGCUUAACUUAGAAACACGACUGAAGCUCACAAAUUAUUAUGAUCUGUUGUUUGCUUCAUCUGUCCAAAAAUGGAGUCAAAUCAACAAGAUACGUGUUCAUUCUUCAAAUUUAAGAGUGCUGGCUGGUGGAUCUUGUUAGCUUUGCACUGAGCCAUGCUAUCUGGUAUACAGAGAUAAGACUGGUGUGGAUCGUCUUAUGUAACUUGCAAGAAAUUAACAUAAUGUAUAAAACAUGAACAUAAUAAGUUUGCUAUGUCAUCUUUUAUUGUUUGAGUGUCUUUAACAAGACUUGAGAUAAAUUUAAAGAGUGGGUCGUCCAAUAACCCCAAGGUUGGCGGCUUGAUUGCCACUCUUGCUGCUCAAAAAAGAUUGCCACGGCCGAGGUGCCCCUGAGCAAGGCACUGUCAACAAUCAACAUCUACUCCCAGGGUUGCUGUGAGUUGAUGCCACCGCUCCAGUGAAUCUGGCAUCCGUCAAUUUGAGUGUGUGACCCUGUGCAUGUGCAUAUGUGCGCAACAGGUGCCCACCUAGAUGGGUUAAAUGCAGUGAAGUCAUUUCAAGUUCAACAUGAUUAAUAAAGUUUCUAAAAUUAAAUUUACUAAACUGGUAACAGAACAACAACAAACAUUUUAUUGCCAUUUUUUAUGCUUUCUUACAUGAGUUUUUAUGGACUUUCAGUUAUUUUUUGUUCUUGUGAAGUUGCAGCUUGUCUUCAGAAUUAAAUCCAGUCAUUGCAUCAUAGCAUCAGCUGUACAAUGAAUGUAACUGCUUCUUUAUAAAAUG
This is a messenger RNA of Larimichthys crocea (large yellow croaker), 5298 nucleotides long. RefSeq names its product scavenger receptor cysteine-rich type 1 protein M130. Bases 20 to 3868 code for a protein of 1282 amino acids. Gene Ontology annotation, cellular component: membrane. The record is from RefSeq and is a predicted model, not a curated record. The transcript is spliced from 19 exons. NCBI's taxonomy places the organism in Eukaryota, Metazoa, Chordata, Actinopteri, Sciaenidae.